GAUUUAAAUGAGGUGUGAGUUGUAGCAUCCACUAAUGCUGAAGUUGGUAGUUCUUAGCUGGAAUGGUUGCAAACUAACUUAACCCAUUACCUGGUUGUUAACCUGAGUAUUUUGAAGAGACAGAUGUUGAUUUAUAAAAGCAGAUUUUUUUGCUAGAAAAUAUUGAUAUUUUGUCUGUUUCCUAACGGUGCUGUUUAAUUCAGCCUACUGACAACUCUGUUGGCGUGCUGGUAGUGAUGACAAACUGAUGUGGUCAAAGUUGGCUGGUUUUAAACUGUGGGUGAAGUUAAUUACGUUUGGUUUGUUUCAGGUUGUAGUUAAGGUGAGGUUAGGUGGUGCUUAGUCUUUAGGUUUUUGUUGAGGACGUCAGUGAUGAAAGAAGAGAUUGCGGUGGCUGUGUUCUUUGUGGCACGGCUGGUGAAGCGUCAUGGUAAUUUAGACACUGAGAGGAGAGAGAGGUUUGCUGCUGCCCUCACCUCUGCUCUGUUCGAAAACUACAAGGCCCACUGGUAUCCACAGAUGCCAGUUAAAGGACAAGCUUACCGGUGUCUGCGUAUGAACAAGGCCCAGCGGAAGGAUCCGGUAUUGGAGAGUGCGUGCGUACGGAGCGCUGUGUCCUAUGAGUGCCUGGGGUUGCCGCUCGAGAUCACCAUCUGGGUGGACCCUGGAGAGGUGUCUUGCAGGUAUGGGGAGCACAGCAUUCCCUUCUGUGUGACACAGCUGCACAGUUGUCGUCGUGGUGAUAGGGAGUUUUCCCGCCGCAUUCAUGAUGCUGUGGAGAAGGCAACCGCCGACAUCCAAUCAGAAUCUUCAUCUGAUGAGGAAGGUGGGGACUCGAGCAUGAGUAGCAGCAGUUGCAGCAGCCUAUCAGCUCUCUGCCCUGCGUUGGGCCCCACCCCCAACCUGGAACCCAAAACCAUCCCCACUGUCAGCAAUCCAAACAGUGUUUACCAGUCUCAGUUCAGUGAGUUUGCUUCAGUUCCACCCCCUGCAGCCUGGUCUGUUUAUCCCAAGAGGAAGGCCUUUGCUGGGGACAGCUACCCUGCUCACUGCCCUGCCUCUGGAGGCCCUUUCUCCCAGCAGCACAGCCAGUUCCUGCCUCCUAAAGGAUUCAAGCCCUACAGAGCCUCAUUCUCCUUCACUGGGCCCCGACAGGACAAAUAUCAUUGGGUCAGCAAGAAACGCUAGUGGAGCAGAUGACCUAGGACUGGCGACCACAUCCUAGUUGAAUUGGACUUGGCAGGCUGCCCAGAGCCUCGGACAUGUUAAAAUAUAAAGUGUGCAUUUAUUUAUGAGAUGGUUAAAGCAAUGCUGUUUGAGCAUUUUUUAAAGUUGAAGUGUUUUAAUAAAAAACCUUUUAUGUUGUCUUAAACUAUUGUGAUUGUUAAACUGGAAAAGAUUGUCUGAAUAAAAUAAUCAGUUUUUACAUGA
Messenger RNA from Esox lucius (northern pike), 1431 nucleotides. RefSeq names its product B-cell translocation gene 4 (gene btg4). NCBI's taxonomy places the organism in Eukaryota, Metazoa, Chordata, Actinopteri, Esociformes, Esocidae. Gene Ontology annotation, cellular component: nucleus; cytoplasm. Gene Ontology annotation, biological process: negative regulation of cell population proliferation; negative regulation of mitotic cell cycle. The transcript is spliced from 5 exons. The record is from RefSeq and is a predicted model, not a curated record. The coding region runs from base 373 to 1188 and encodes 271 amino acids.